AUGAGUGGCGGUGGCGUAAACCCUGUUCUGUCGCUCGUCAGCCGGACAGAUACGUUAGCGGAAGGUUUCCGACAAGUACAUCAGGCGUCACUUCCACUCAUUCCGAACCUUCAGCAGACAUAUCACCAAGUUCAAGGCAGCUGGACGCCAGAAAUAGAAAAUUAUGCCGAAGAUAUAUUUUCAAAGAUUCGUGACAUUCUGCAGCACAUGGAGAAAACCGUGGAAGAAAUGAUGAACCUACUCUAUCAAGUAGACAUUUACCUCUCUGACUCAACCACACAACUCGCUGCAGGGUUCAAUCCCAAGGAGGCGCUCGAUCACGUUUCUGCAUCUGUCCAUUCAUAUCAAUCCGAGCUGCUGUCAAAACGAGAGCUGCUGGCCGAUUUGACUUGCGAAGAGAUUACCAUCGAAGAGUUUUCAUCUCAAUGGCGUACAUUGAAUGAAGUCGAAGCUGGAAAGAAGCAAGAUUUGGACUCGCUAGCCGACAUGUUUGCCGGGUUCGGGUGA
Tilletiaria anomala UBC 951 is the source of this 507-nucleotide messenger RNA. RefSeq lists its product as uncharacterized. The record is from RefSeq and is a predicted model, not a curated record. The transcript has 5 exons. The coding region runs from base 1 to 507 and encodes 168 amino acids. Lineage: Eukaryota; Fungi; Basidiomycota; Exobasidiomycetes; Georgefischeriales; Tilletiariaceae.